Molecule: messenger RNA, 8048 nt
Organism: Gadus macrocephalus (Pacific cod)
Lineage: Eukaryota; Metazoa; Chordata; Actinopteri; Gadiformes; Gadidae
Product: synaptotagmin-2-like
Exons: 10
Coding region: 408-1709 (433 amino acids)
Biological process (GO): calcium ion-regulated exocytosis of neurotransmitter; synaptic vesicle endocytosis; cellular response to calcium ion
Cellular component (GO): synaptic vesicle membrane; axon; dense core granule
Molecular function (GO): calcium-dependent phospholipid binding; phosphatidylserine binding; syntaxin binding
Source: RefSeq, a predicted model, not a curated record
AGUUUUUUUUCAUCCCUCCCCCUGAACAGAUCUUUAUCAAUUUAGGUACUACUGCACUUGGGGUUGCGUUGAGCGCGUGUCGGCACAAGUAUCAGGUCAACGGCAAGGCAGGAUCAAGGUGUGUCCAGUCAGUGGGCUGUGGGGAAGAGUCCUGACUUGAAUUCAUUCUAAAGCUGGGAGUAGCAAGAUAAAGUGAAAGACAGAUUGAUUGAUUUUUCUCUUUAUCUCAAAGUGUCUGGGAGCCUUUUGAAGACGCGUGGGUCGGAGGAGCCCGACAGAGUCCUGUGGACAACUUUCUAGAAAGGCUCUCCUCUUCCUGAUCUCCAAGUCCAGCAGUCUUUUAUCUGUGUCCAUUUACAGCCACCUAUCAAGAUUCACGAUUUGGCAGGACCUGAAGAGCAGCCUAGAUGUCGGGCCAGUGGAAGGCGUUGAAGAAGCCGCCGGCGGCCAUGGUGGCCCCGGAGCCCACGGGGGCCAGCGCGCUGACCGUGGCCCUGGAGCCCAUGGCCCCCACCUCGGCCGACAACUCCACCGAGUCGGUCAGCAAGAACGACGCCUUCGAUGAGAUGAAGAACAAGUUCCUGAACGAGAUCGACAAGAUCCCGCUGCCGUCCUGGGCCAUCAUCGCCAUCGCGGUGGUGGCAGCCAUGUUGAUCCUGACCUGCUGCUUCUGCAUCAUCAAGAAGUGCUGCUGCAAGAAGAAGAAGAACAAGAAGGGCAAGAAGGGGAAGGGGGAGCUGGGCAUGAAGAACAUGAAGGGGGGCGAGAAACAACAGGAGGAUGACGAGGACGACGACGACGCGGAGAUCGGGCUGACGGGCGACGAGAAGGAGGAGGAGGUGAAGGAGAAGGAGAAGCUGGGCAAGCUGCAGUACUCCAUCGACUAUGACUUCCAGGAGAACAAGCUCACCGUGGGCAUCCUCCAGGCCGCCGACCUCCUCUCCAUGGACAGCGGCGGCACGUCCGACCCCUACGUCAAGGUCUUUGUCCUCCCCGACAAGAAGAAGAAGUUCGACACCAAGGUCCACAAGAAGACACUGAAUCCCACCUUCAACGAGACGUUCGUCUUCAAGAUCCCCUUCCAAGAAAUGGGCGGGAAGACUCUGGUCAUGUCGGUGUAUGACUUUGAUCGCUUCUCCAAACACGAUGUCAUCGGGGAGCUCAAGUUCCCCAUGAACACCCUUGACCUGGCCAAGCCAAUCGAGGAGUGGAGGGACCUGGACAACGCAGACCAGGAGGAGCCAGAGAAGCUGGGUGACAUUUGCAUCUCUCUGCGUUACGUGCCUACUGCUGGCAAACUUACAAUCUGUAUUCUGGAAGCCAAGAACUUGAAGAAAAUGGACGUGGGAGGACUGUCAGAUCCGUACGUGAAGAUCAACCUGUUGCAGAACGGCAAGCGUCUGAAGAAGAAGAAGACGACAGUGAAGAAGAACACUCUGAACCCCUACUACAACGAGUCCUUCAGCUUUGAGAUUCCUCUGGAACAGAUGCAGAAAAUCCAAGCCGUGAUCACGGUUCUCGACUACGACAAGAUCGGCAAGAACGACGCCAUCGGUAAGGUGUGGGUGGGCAGCAAGUCCACGGCGCUGGGCCUGAAGCACUGGUCCGACAUGCUGGCCAACCCGCGGCGCCCCAUCGCCCAGUGGCACCCGCUACAGCCCGAGGAGGAGGUGGACGGGGCCCUCGCCGCGCUCAAUGCCAAAAAGUAAAACUUUCCAGUGCGCCUCCAUCCUCCCUCUUCCUUCCCCCUGCUCCUCUUCCUCCCCCCUCCUACACCCCCCCUCCUCCCUCCUGCUCCUCUUCCUCCCCCCUCCUACACCCCCCCUCCUCCCUCCUGCUCCUCUUCCUCCCCCCUCUCCUACUCCUCUCUACCCUCCCCUCAACACCUUUGUCCUCCUCCCUCCCAUUUCCUCACCCUUACAUCGAGUCCCAACUGUUUGCCUACUAACCCCCCCCCCCCCUCCCCAGACUUAAACCCCCACCCACAUGCAACAACCCCCCCCCCCCCUGCUGUUUUCUCCAUCCCCAAUCCUCCAAAUCCCACCCAACCCGACCAUUGCCAUUGCAAAAAAAAAUAAAAAAUGCAUAGAUCAUGCAUUUGACAUCGUGGGAGAGAAGAAAAAAAGAUCUACGUGUUCCAGUAAUAUAUCAUGCUAUAUACAGCCAUGCCAUCUAACGAAAGACAAAACGAAAAAAAUAAAUAAAAAAUAAGACAAGGAAGAGGAAGAGGAGGUUGAAGAAAACGGAAAAACUAAAUCAAAAACAGCCGAAGAAGACAGAAGUCACGCGAUGGACAGAUGCUCCGUUGUUUUCCUUUAGAUAUAUUUUUGUAUUGGGGUUGUGGUUGUAGUGUCCAGACCUGUCCUAUGAGGAACGAGGGGGGCCCCCCGGGGCCCCACCGACAGGUGGGAGGGAGAAAUCCAUGUAUUCACUCGUGAUCGUGUCCCCCCUCCCCCUCCUCCUCCCACCUCCCCCCCUCCCGAUCCUCCCUUUAGUGACACAGUUGCUUAGAAUAACGCUUAAUACUAGUUCUGACUCUAAUAAUAAUGCUUUAUACUGCCAUACGAUAGAGGGACAACACAAGCGGGCCGUCCAGCGGCGUCCGCGAGCCACUCCGUUCACCUGCCAAUCGUCAUCCUAGAUGAUUACGUUUGUUUGUUUAAAAAAACAAAAUUUAAAUACAUUCCUAGAAGCUGGGUAGCAAAGUAGGGUUUUAGCCACAGAUCCCGUUACCCACAGAAACCACACUGCCGUUUUCCUUGGUUGACUGCCUCCCCCCCUCUCCCCCUCCCCCUCCCCCUCCCCCAUCCCCCAUCCCCUUUUCUCAGGAACGCUGAGAGAAAUCUGAAACUCCAUGCCUUUUUUUCUAAACGGGUUCUUAUGAUUCCGCCUGACGAGCAGUGUCGUUCGACUUUUCUUUCUCGAUAUGUUUGACCACCUUGUGCUCCAUUUCUGUACUGUUCGAGCAUAGCGUCCGCUUAUUAGUAAUAAAGGGGAGAACGGACCGAUGGGUCGUCAGAGAGCGCGAGAGGAGAGAGAGAUGUAAAGUGUCAAACUGAACCCGUGUGUGAGAGCCUGUGUCUUCAUCACGCGCGACGUCUCUUAAUAACACCACAGCAGGUACUACUUCAGAGACCAGGUACAACAAACAAACGCAACAUGUUAUUUAUAAACCUGUUGCGCAAUCUACCACCUUACACCCCCCCGUCCCCGUCCCCGUCACCGUCCUGCCACCACCUCCACCCACCACCACCACCUGCUCCACCUCCACCCUUCCUCCGAUGCCUGUGAUUCUAUACGUCACUUGUUCAGUGCUACUGCCAUCGGUCAUGGACUCGCUACAUGGGUGUUACUUCACAGAGAUCCCUAUAACCGUCUUUCAGUCAUAAAGGAGACAAGCCUUCCAAGCAACAAAAAUAAGCAAUUCUUCAACUACCAGGGACGCCUUCCGAUUAGUGGUGUUUUUCCUCAUCAUCUUAUUAAUUUUGUUUGUUUGAUGUCAGUGUUAUUUAUUGUUCAAUGAUUCUUUGUUAAAUAGAUACAGUCAUAGAGCUCUUAUUAAUGCCCGGUGGGGUACAUUAGAAGUUUGUGGAUUAAUAAAGCGUCAUCUAUCUAUUUAAAUUGAAUUGAAAAGAAAAAAAGGUUUAUUCCUCAAGCACUUUAAAUCAAAAAAUGUUGUGUUGAACGUCUAUCUCUCAAAGAAAGAAAAAAAUCAGAGCUUUAAUUAUUUAUUUUAAAACUAAUGUUUGAUUUGAUGAUAGAAAAAAGAGUAUAUUCCAUGAAAUUAUUUAUUUAAUUACAUAUGUUUUGUUGGGUUAUUUAUUUUGGUCUAUAUUAACCUUAGAAUUCGUACGAAUGAAGACUUUUUUUUUUCUUCCUUUUCUUAUUGCAUAUGAGGAAGACAUUGAUCUAUGUGUAUUUUAUGCACGCAUUACCAAACCGCUGAAUUAAAUUGCACUACUGUGUUCUGCGGCAGCCGACACUGCUCCUAACAAAGUGGUUUUGUAAAAGAGAUGCUGUGAGAUUGAAUUGUGUGUGGGCAUGUCAAGACAAGAAGCCUCAAUUUACUAAAGUCCUCCCUGGCUGAAAGGGGGGGACACGAUUCAAUCUAUUGCUGCUCUCUCCCCCCCCCCCCCCCCCUCCCCCCCAAGUGAAUUCACACAGUGUAAUUGGUUCCAGUGUAGGCUUGUGACUUUUAUAUGAAACAUCUUAAUAUUUUGCCAGAGAUACAAUUGCGAAUUGAGAGUCACUUUGAAUUACGUGACCAAAUGAAACGGAUAGGAUUUAAUGAAGGAGGAGGAGAAAUUGGUCAAAAGUAAAUCGGUGUGAAUUGAUUAGAUUUUAAAUAGAUGUUAACAAAAUGUGAAGUGGGAAUUACAAUGAUCACCGUCUGUGAGCACCAGCUAGUGUCACAACCUAUCAGCUCACAUGCGACUGAAUUGGGUGCGAAUGUAGUCGGCCCGUCCAAAAGUGAUUGGGAUUUUGGAAUAUGUUGAAUGUUUUCCUGUAUUUUAAUUUUGAUUCAAAUGUAUACCAUUUCUUUCCUCCUACCCUUAUUUUCCGUUGGUGAAACAACACUAAAGAAAAGACCACAUGCAAGCAAUCAAGCCACCCAUCGAUGUGUAGUUUUGCCUAUAUUCAUAGUUCAUACACGUUAAUACUGCAUGUUUAUACAAAAUACUGUACAUAAGAGCAUGUUUUAGAGACAAAGCAAAAAUAUCUUGUGUACGUAAAAAAAAAUUGGUGUCAUUCGUCAUUUAAAUAACACGUUCAAGGGAAAAAAAAUGCACUGUAUAUUUUCUAAAUGAGCAAAUUGUGUGUUUUCUUUCCACGAUGGGGGGUCACUCGAGAGAAUGUCAUAUAAUAUAUUAGACUACUAAUACUUAAUAAGAACCUUUCCACGCCUGAACUUUCUAAAGCAAGUGUGUCGUCAAGUACUGUGUGUGACUCCAUGUAGGAUGAAAUUGUAGCCGCAUGCUAUCCGCUCCUUGUAAUUCCAAGCUCUUAAUUUGAAACAGUACCAUUUAUUAUUAUGAUUAACCCUUCUAUCGUAUUGUGUGGGUGAACCAAUGUUUUCUUGUUACAAACAUUGGUCCGCUUUACAAAUCCUUUCUUUAAUUGUUUCCAUCAUCAUCCUCCUCUUAUUUAGCUUUGUUUGAGUGGGCAUGUGGAGAGACCUGUGGAUAGUUUUGCUAUCCAAAAUGUUGACGAGACGCAUCCUGACGUAUCUCUACGUAAGGAUGGGUAGAAGGUCCUGAGUUCCAUACCGUGCAGCGCAGCAACACAGUCCACCAUCACCCCACCGCGACGCAACGGCGCUCUAGAAAUCCACCACGCUUGGAAUCCCCUCCCCCUCCCCCCUUCGUAUCUCCCCCUCCCCCCUUCGUAUCUCUCCCUCCCCCGUCCUCCCCCCCCCCCCGUGGCGUUCCCGCUCCUUUUUACUCCUCUCGACGACCCCACGCGCUUAACGGCGACGUCUCUUUUACGAUGUUUAUGAUACAAUAUGUGUGUAUGUGUAUACGGAUACAAAUAAGAUAAAAACUAAAGCCAUAAAACUCAAGCACUAACUCUUAGAGCUCCGCCGAGUAGCUAGAGUUGAUUUAUGUUCAAAACAGACGAAAAAAAGAAAACCAGACGAAAAACGCGUCCUCGUUUUGUUUAGGCCGGUGGUGUUUUUUUUCCUCGACGUUCAGUUCAGAGGUCUUCGCUCAUUAGGAGGAAUAUCGCAUUUGAAUACGCGAGCAUCGGGAAACAGCGGUGCGUUUGGUAGAAUGAGUGUGUCCUUUUUCUACUUUCAAGGCUGUCCGUGUGUCUUUCGUUCCCUAGAGGUAGCUGAUUCUACGGUGUUGUGAUUAGUAUUGUAUAUGCCUUGUUUUUUGAUAGUAACGAAUCAUAGAUCAGUUAAUCACGCAAUCUCAAAAAAAAUCGAUGAAAAAAACAGUUCUAGUAAUUAAAAAAAAAUUAUAUAUAUCUAUAUCUAUAUAUAUAUAUAUAUAUAUAUAUAUACGAGAGUUUGUUCUAUUCCAGGGCCGGGUGCAAUCUGUCAGGCGAACUGGGUCACUCGUAGGUUUCCCUUGAUCUCAAACUGGGUCACUCCCACUGAGUUGGUCCUGUACCCCCACAGAACUAAAUAACUUGUGACUCGGUACCAUCAGACACACAGUGUUCCUCCAUCGCGGUUCAGACAAUCUGUACUGCCGCUCAGAGGCACUGGUCAGGGGGUGACCCACGGUCUCCUAACCCUGAUCUCCACCGGGAUAGAGCUAUGGACCGGAGGAAGACCUUCCCAGAUAUACGACCAAACGAACAGUGUACGACCGACUUUCACGGCCGCCGUGAGACCUUAAUGUGUUGAGCUUUCCGAGAUGAGACGAGGGGGGCCGCGGACGGUGCACAGGCCCGUCUGUCAUCGUCUCUCGACGCCACAUCAACGACAUUUUAACACUUUCAGUCUGUUCUGCUGUGUCACACGCUGCAGCACAGACCUCUUGAUGCAAUAUCGGCCAUUCAGUAUCCCAGGCUGCUGGUGCAGACUGUGACCAUCGAUAGACGCAGAGGGGGUACAUCCCGGGAGAUUACUAUGUUUUAAAAAUACUGCCAGUAGCCCAUGCUAUAAAGUAAAAAGGAGAGGAAAUACAAUUAUACAAAAGAUGUCAUGAAGGAUUUAGUUCCGAGCACAUUGAAGAGAGGGGGGGUCUUACUUCAAAAUGCUUCAGCACUGCCCAGGGAGCCUGGCCCCAGCUGACCCCCGCGCUUUGGGGUCUUGUUGGUGUGUGUUGUUGGUUUAUCGGUCAAGCACAGGCUGCAGACGAUAUGCAGGAACACCACGUUGGGGAACAUAGUAUUGACCGUACACAGGUCUGAGCGUGGGACACAACCCCCCCCCCCCCCCCCCCUUUAGACAUCGAUGAAUCCAUGGGAACCAAAACCAAUGGUCAUUAUUUAUAAGCAAAUAUAAACAUAUAUAUAUAUACACAGUAUAAACAGAGUGACUUUCUUUCCAAUAGUUCUGUAGAUGUAACUUGCACAAUCUCAACUGAAACCGUAGGCUAUUUUUUGCAUUCACAGGGCAACCUAUGGGUUAGUGUGCGUCUGUACGUCUGUCUUCGUCUUGUGUGUUUUGCUUUCGAUCGGAUGUAAAAAGGGAACCCAUCAGAAGCUGUGUAGACCACACACCUCAGCCGUACCAGGGGUCCAGGUCCCCACGCGGAUCAGGGCCCCCCUUUCCAAUGUUUCAAGUCUUUCGCUCAAGAUGUUUAUUUGUACUUCAGCAUGUUUGUGUGUGUACGUGACUAUAGCUAUUAAUCUGUGUUUUAAUUUCUUCACUGUUUUUCACCAAGGUUACACCGUAGUGGUAGAGCCUACGGUGUUGGUUUUUAUUUGUUUAUUACGCCCCCACUGAAUCAUCUUUUCUCUCUGUCUUUGUGUAGUUACCGUGUGACCAAUCCAUAUCAUUGUCAAUGUGCUAAAUAGCAAAGCUGGCUCUGGAGUUUCCCCCCCCCCCCCCCCCUCCCCCAUUGAAAACUGCUGUGUUCCUCUGAGUGUUGGUGCAGCACGCGGGCCUACAUGUUUACAACAUGGACACACUGUAUACUGCUCCACGGGCAGGACUUGGUACCAAACCUUCCCCGUUCAGCUCGUCGUCCUCCUCCCCUCACCCCAGCGGUUGCAUUCAAAAGACUAUUCUUUUCCUUUCUACCCCUGCGCUCUUCUUCGGCAUCGGGGGGGUUGGGUUGGGAGGACCUGGUAUUGUGCGUGUGUCCCCCCACCUCCCCCCCAGCGGUGUUUUACUCGUGUCUAGUGUUGUGGUGCGUGUGUUCAUGUCAGUAUUUGUGCCUACUGUGGAUCGCAUGCUUUAGCCCUUGACUGGACACAAGACGUGGCUCACAAAAACCUCCUUCUCUCGAACCCUUGUGUGGACAAAACUGUUAGGGGACCAUUAUUAUUAUAACGUAAUCAAGGGAACCAAAUAACUUAAUACAAGAUUUAUCAUAUGUGUUACCAGUUCUGUAAGAAACAAAUAGGAAAUAAAGGCCUUUUAUUAACCA